AUGCCUCUGAACCCUUAUGCACCGCUAUACCAAACCAGACAGAACUACUAUUAUUAUACCUACAAUCCUGUUUGGCUGGUACCCAGUGUUCAUUUUGAGCCACUGCCAGUUUCUUCCUUGGUUCCUUGUGAGCCAGUGCCAAUUUCUUCCUUGGUUCCUUGUGAGCCACAGCCAGCUGGCCCUUCUUCUUCUACAAAUCUCCAUUUUCCAAGGUCAUCAGGUCCAGCUUUAAGAGGGAAAAGGUUGCAGCAUAACAAGUAUAAGGGCAAAAAUGGGAGGGCUUGCGGACCAAGGAAGAAGCUUGAUCUUGAUAGUGGACGUGGAAAAUGUGUGCCGAAAAACAAACAGAAGCUGCAAGCAGAAGAGAAGAAUAUGGAGGCUUCGAGUUCAGAGCACAAAAAUGGCGGUCCUGUUAUUCCUUUUCCUCCAACCUUUGACCAGUCUACAACCACUGUCAUGGUCAAGAACAUCCCUUAUCAGUUUGGGAGGAAUACUUUACUGGAAAUACUGAGCUGGCAUUGUUUUGAAGUGAACCGAGGCCUCCACUCUGAUCCAAACAAGUCCAAGUUCGAUUUUGUUUAUCUACCCAUAGAUUUCGAGAAAAUCUGGAAGAAGAAGACUAUUUCAAAUCUGGGUUACGCAUUUGUGAAUUUUACAACUCCAGCUGCAGCUCACAGAUUUUGGGUGCAUUUUCAAAACCGGGAGUUGAGAGAAAACAAUUCCAAAAAGACUUGUGAUGUUAAAAGCGCCAAAUUCCAGGGCAAGGCAGCUCUUUUGGAAAAGUUCAAGAACAAGAUGUUUUGGUGUGAAUCUGCAGAGUGCUUGCCCGUGGCUGUGGAACCUGCAUGCGACGGUUCCAAUUGGUAUCAAGUAUUCCCUGUUGGAAAUCUUACUGGUGUGCCACCUUACAAGUCUUAG
Molecule: messenger RNA, 918 nt
Organism: Prunus persica (peach)
Lineage: Eukaryota; Viridiplantae; Streptophyta; Magnoliopsida; Rosales; Rosaceae
Product: protein terminal ear1
Exons: 4
Coding region: 1-918 (305 amino acids)
Molecular function (GO): nucleic acid binding
Source: RefSeq, a predicted model, not a curated record